AUGUUUCGACAAACCAUUUUGCGAGCACGAUCGCGUCUUUCACCACCGCAAAGUCGUCGGUAUGCAGCACCGACUACGCCUCCACCAAGCACGCAAUCCCGUAUCGCUCGCAUCAACCGCCGCCUCCCCAGAUUUCUGCAUAAACACACGGCGGCUCUUGCUUCUGCACCCGUCUCCCACAUAACAUCUUUUCUAAUCCUGCACGAAAUGACCGCUAUAAUCCCACUCCUCGGCCUUGCGGCGACGUUCCAUUACACGCACUACCUACCGUCAUGGUUUGCAGAAGGCGCUUGGGUGCUCAAUGGUGUUGAACGGUUCGGGAAGUACUUCAGAAGGAAAGGGUGGAUCCGCAGCGGAGAGGCGGAGGAAGCGGAAUUCGAAGUGGAGAUGAGGAGGAGAGACAGGGCGUGGAAUGUGGGCGAAGGGGGCGUGAGACUUGUAGUGGAAUUCGCGACGGCGUAUGCGAUAACAAAAAUGUUGUUGCCGAUCAGGGUUGUGUUGAGUGUUUGGGGAACGCCGUGGUUUGCCAAGCGGACGGUUGUGCCCUUGAUGGGGUGGGCUGGGAAGGUGUUCAAUAGGGGGAAGAAGACGCCGGGAGUUCCGGGUGCGGGGACGGGGGCUGUCGAGGGGGGCAUGUGUUUUGGCGGCAGCGAACGGACUUACACUGCUCGGACCCAUACUGCUACUGGCAAUGGGUACUAUCAAGAUAGAAGAGGUAAUUCGUGCUUCGGUAAUGGCAGACAGCAGCAGUAUACGACUCGCACGCGUGUCGCCAGCGGGAAUCGCUACUAUUCAGAACAGACGCAGCGUUCGAGGCAUGGAGGUCGCUACUAUCCCACGCAGUACUAUGCUCAGCGUCCCUGUGGCCGCUACAUGAGCGGUGCCAUGGCGUACCCAGCUCGCCAUUUGCAGCCAAUUGGGUAUGCACAGCAUGGUCAGCACCAGCACGUCGGAUCCCCUAGAGACGUCGUGCCUCGUUAUGGGGUCGGUCGCUAUUUGCCUGGAGUUCGUGCCACGAUGCCUAACAGCGCUGUAUCGGCCUUCCCAAAGCCGCGCCAUCAGUACAUCUACACGCCUCGCUACGGCCAGCGCGGCUACCUCAGCUAUGCCGGCCAGCAGCCAAACGGCGCAUACCCCACCGGCGUCGUUCCCAAUGGCAUGGGCUACGGCGUCGGCAUGGGCGUUGGCAUGGGCGUCGGUGUCGGUGUCGGUGUCGGCAUGGCUGCCGCCUAUCCUGGGGUAUAUCACACCCCCACCUACUCCUCAUAUCCAUACGGCGCCAACUACUACAGCCCAGCCUACACACAUGCCUCGUAUGGCGGCUAUCACAACUACGGCCUGUAUGGUUCCAUGUAUCCGAUUGCUAACUUCUACUCUCCUUACCAGAGGCCGUUCUACAAUACGGUACCCAACUACGGCUACACUGCUCACGUCUAUCCCCCUGGCCCAACCACUACCACAACGACAUAUCAUGUGGCAAACAGUCAUGCGCACGUUGCUUCGCCCCCCCAAGUCAGAACCGAGACGAGGCAUGCAUGCAACCACAGUCAAGGCCCGACGCGCGAGGACAUCCAGAUGGAGAACCGACGAAUCGCAACGGAGCGUGGUGCAUACGAUGCCCGGAGGAUCAAGCCGGCUGAUGCGCGUGACGACGACCCGUUCUGGUGCAAGGAGCGCAACGGCGAGUGGCACCUGAGGACCUACUACCAGAUCGAGAACGAGUGCUACCCUGGCCGAUGGCUCAUGGAUGCUGAGCUGGGUUUCCUCGUCUUCAACCGUGACUGAGGCUCUCUUCUUUAUCUUGACCCUGGACGACACAAACAGUACAGGAACGACAAAUGUGCGCACAUCUUGGCUCGAUAGCAGCGCGACCUGCUCCAGAUCUAUAAUGCUCCGAUGAUGGAGAUCUCUAAUUGGCGACUCGAACUCGACUCCUUCAGCAUCAUCAUCUCAGUUCUAGACAUAUCAUUGGCUUCUUUUGAUUUGGUCAACUGGUGAUAUCGACUAUCUCACGAACACGGACUUUGUAGUUUUGUGGGCUUUCAAUGGAUGGGUGUGCAAGGUUACGAUGACAUGUCUCACUCCGACGGUCUUCCGGUAGUUGGAGUUCAGAUUCGGAGACAGCGAACGGAUGCGGAUGCGGUAG
Messenger RNA from Dothidotthia symphoricarpi CBS 119687, 2146 nucleotides. RefSeq lists its product as uncharacterized. The coding region runs from base 1 to 1785 and encodes 594 amino acids. The record is from RefSeq and is a predicted model, not a curated record. The transcript is spliced from 3 exons. Lineage: Eukaryota; Fungi; Ascomycota; Dothideomycetes; Pleosporales; Dothidotthiaceae. Gene Ontology annotation, cellular component: mitochondrion.